Molecule: messenger RNA, 1141 nt
Organism: Prinia subflava (tawny-flanked prinia)
Lineage: Eukaryota; Metazoa; Chordata; Aves; Passeriformes; Cisticolidae
Gene: TMEM59L
Product: transmembrane protein 59 like
Exons: 8
Coding region: 94-1140 (348 amino acids)
Source: RefSeq, a predicted model, not a curated record
ACGGCGCGUCACGGCGGGGCCGGCGGCGGCGGCGGCGGCGGCGGCGGUGGCUGCGCUCGGCUCCGCUCCGUUCCGUUCCGCUCCGCGCCCGCCAUGGCGGCCCCGGCCCGCCGGCCCCGGGCCCUGCUCGCCCUCGGCCUGGCCCUUCUCGCCGCCGUCGCCGUCGCCGGCACCGGCACCGGCACCGACCCCUUCUCGCCGCAGCUGGGAGACACCGGCGGGUGCCGCGGGCAGUGCGGCCGCAGCCUGCAGCGCCGGGCCGCCGCCGAUGCUGUUCUCAACGCCUGUUACCGGGGCUGCCGGCUGUUCUCCAUCUGUCACUUCGUGGAUGCGAGCGCCGAGCUCAACACGACCAGAGCCGAGUGCGAGGCAGCCUGUGCCGAGGCCUACGGCAACGCCGAGGAGCAGUUUGGGUGCGUGACCGGGUGCCGCAAGCAGCUGCCCGAGGUGGAGGAGAGCAGGAAGGAAAAGAGCCUGGAGCUGAGGGCGCCGUCGUUUUCUGUGUUGGAUUUGGUCUCCACCUUCUGCAAUGACAUCGUCAGCUCUGCCCAGAGCUUCAUCUCCUCCACCUGGACCUUCUACCUGCAGGCGGACGAUGGCAAAGUCGUGGUGUUUCAGUCCCAGCCUGAGAUGGAGUACCCGGCACCCGAGGCCCUGGAGAUGCAGCCAGCACAGCCAGGAUCGGGAUCGGGAUCCAGCCCCGGCGCCCCCCAGCCUCACACAGGGCCCCGGGCAAAGGGGGACAAGCCCCCCGUGAAGGAGCCUCGGGGCAAAGCCAAGGUGCACCCCCAGGAGCCCCCCCAGCAGGAGCACGAUUUCCUCGGCUGCAUGUCCAAGCGGGGGGUGGUGGGGUGCUACAGGCGCUCGGGCCUUCCUCGCUGGAUCCUGGCUGCCUGCCUCUUCCUCUCCAUCAUGGUGAUGCUGUGGCUCAGCUGUGCCAGCCUGGUGACCGCCCCUGAGCAGCACGUCAAGACCCAGCCUCUGAGCAUCAACGGGGACAAGGAGUACCUGGAGGACCUGGACGGCCCCGGCUCCUUCCCGCUGCCGCCCGUCAUCACCGUCACUCUGUGCCCCGCGCACGGCGGGGACGACGCGGGGCCGCUGCCCCUCAAGGUCGACCUGGACAAGACCAUCCUGUAGC